This is a messenger RNA of Octopus bimaculoides (California two-spot octopus), 3122 nucleotides long. RefSeq lists its product as uncharacterized. NCBI's taxonomy places the organism in Eukaryota, Metazoa, Mollusca, Cephalopoda, Octopoda, Octopodidae. The record is from RefSeq and is a predicted model, not a curated record. Gene Ontology annotation, biological process: proteolysis. Gene Ontology annotation, molecular function: zinc ion binding; metallocarboxypeptidase activity.
GUUAAGUAGGUAGUCAGGUAAGUGGUAGUGUGUGAGGCGUGUCCUGUCAACGGUGUUUUGGUCUUUCCCAUUAGUGUCAUUGGAAAUCUGUAAACCACAUGGAGGACAGUUGAGUGUUUUACUACAUCUGCAAACAACAAGGGUCGGCAGAAUGGCAAGAAUAUAUCCGGCAAGAACUGCAAAGGGAGUUAGAGGCAAAAGUAAGGGCAAUUCUGAAGACUCCACCCAUUGAACGUCUGCAGAAACUUCGCGAAAAAAUCCAGCAGCAGAAGAAAGACAGCAAACCAAAUGUGAUGCAAUUCAACGACAAACUUUUGAUACACUGGAUCAGCUCCAAAGAACAACAGGAAAAAGAAGAGCGGGAACAACAACAAAAACAAGAGGGUCUUCACAGAAAUCAGCAGUUAAUGACAAAACAAAGAACUUUACCAUCUUUCACUUACAACAUUCCUCCUUUAUUUCAACCGUUCGUGAAGAACCAACACUCAGUCACUGGAUAUCGGCGGUACUUCGAUGCUGAAUGUAACAUCCCGGAACCAAUUAUGGAUCGUCUGUAUCGCAAUCUGGAACCACCAAAUACUUUUCGACCCGUAGAAAAUUUCUGUAAACUACAAAAUGAGUUUGGAUUCAAAUGGCCAGAUUCUCUCGGUCCUUUAUUGCCGACGGUCAAGUUCCAGAAUGGUACGAAGCAUCUAUCUGAACCCCUGUCCAACUACUUAGCAGUACCAACCCAAACCAUUGAGACACAAACCACUCCCUAUAAAAGCCAUACAAAAUGGUCACGACCAAUAAUUGUGUAUGAUUCUGAGAGGAACUCACUCUAUAACUGUCCAUUGCUGUCAUCUGAAGAAUAUGGCCCUUCACUGGUGUUUGAGUCGAGAUUUGAGAGUGGGAAUUUACGACAAGCUCGAAGAGUGGGUCAGUUCGAAUAUGAACUUGUUUUGAAGUCAGAUCUUUACACUAAUCGUCACACACAAUGGUAUUUCUUUCGUAUUGAGAAUACGGUGCCAGGAAUAGCUUACAAGUUCCGGAUUGUAAAUUUACUGAAAAAGGACAGUCUUUACAACUACGGGAUGCGGCCUUUGAUCUAUUCUGAAGAGGAAUUCAAGAGGAAUGCUGUAGGCUGGAAGAGAACAGGACACCACAUUUUGUAUAGCCGGAACAUAACCAACUUACAGUGUCCACUACUAACUAGAGGAAUGCCAUACUAUAUGCUGGAGUGGCAAAUGGAAUUCCCAUACACCAACAGCCAAUAUUACUUGGCUCACUGCUAUCCGUACACCUUCACUGACCUUAAAGAUGACCUGGAUGAUCUCAUAACACAACCGUCCACAAGUCCCUGGAUAAAACGUGAAGUUUUGUGUGAGACAAGAGCUGGAAAUUCCUGUUUCCUACUGACUAUAACUGACUUUGAUACAAGCGAUGAAGAAAAACAAGCUGUAGUAUUGUCAGCUCGUGUCCAUCCUGGAGAAUCACAGUCAAGCUGGAUGAUGAAAGGAGUUUUGUAUUUUCUGACUAGUCCUCAUGUGGCAGCACAGGAAUUACGUAAGAAGUUCAUCUUUAAAAUAGUUCCCAUGUUAAACCCAGAUGGGGUUAUAAUCGGCAACUAUCGGUGUUCAUUAGUCGGACGUGAUUUGAACAGGAAUUUUCGGCACCCCAUUAAAAGUAGUUGCCCCACGGUAUGGUACCUGAAGUCUAUGAUCGAGGAACUCGGCCAAAAUCACCAAAUAAUGCUUUAUUGUGAUUUACACGGCCAUAGCAGGAAACACAAUGUAUUUAUGUACGGAAACAACACGUGUGACAACGGGAAUUCUGGAAUAGCAAGUGCCAAAUCUUUUCUCAGUGACAGACUCUUUCCAUGGAUCACUGCAUUACAGGCUCCAGAUAAAUUUUCAUUCACAUCCUGUAAAUUCCGCAUUCGAAAAUGUAAAGAAUCAACUGGCCGCGUUGUGAUGUGGCGUCAAUUACACAUUGCCAAUAGCUUUACUAUGGAAGCAGCGUUCAGUGGUUCGGUUCUUGACAGAGGACAGAAACCGUGUCACUUCAGUAUUGGAGACUAUGAAGACAUGGGUAAAUCACUGUGUAUGGCUAUUUAUAACUUCCAUAAGGCCCAGGCUGAUGAACGCCUUCAAGCCAAGUUCACCUUUAGCCUCACCCGCCAAAUAACACAACAGCUCAUGAAGAACAAUGAUACUUCUAACAAUAAGGUACCACAGCUAAAAGACAUUCUGAGAGAAAAUCAACAAAAUAAAGCAAAGAACGACUUACAUUCGUCGAAAAGACAUCAUUCAAACAAUCAGAACCAGAAUCGAGGUGACGAAAAAGAUACAACUGAGGGUGAAAUUGUGGAUUCAACAGUUUCUGGUAUGAAUUAUUCUGGAAGUGGAAUGGAUGCCGCCAGUGAAGAUGUAUUAGUGAUGUCACAACAGAGAACAACGCCAAUCUACGGCAGUGAUGACAAGAUUCAAGAGCUGCUAAUGGAUGGGAACGAUCCGUUGGAUGAAGCGACUAACAAUCCCUUAGAAACAAUGAAUGGCUGUUUGAACCUUUUGCUUAGCCUGAAGGCCACUGAAGCUUUAGUGGAAUCUGAUAGUUCCAGUGACAGCGACAGUGAUACAGAUUCCGAGAUCAAACCUGAAGUCCAGAAGCCGCCUCAGCGUCGACGAGAAUCUCGCAAGAAAAGAUCAAGGUGUUUGCCACCGAGUGUUAAAGCGUCUUCUCUAAAAACUGCCUGGACGAAAGAAUCUUCAAAGAAAAAGACGAACGUAUCAUCAGCUGCCGCCAAAAAGGAGCAGAAGGUAUCAAAAUACUUACCACAAUUCGUCAGCAAAUACGAUGGGAGGACAAACGGUGGAAUCCCAUGUUAUUCCAAGGAAAGAUCUUUAGAGAGAAUAGCUGCAAAGAGGCUGUUAAGAGGGAAGGAACAUUUUGACGACAAAGAGCAAACGGGAGAAAACAGCGCAGCACCACACUCGGACAAAGACCACUUUAGCAUCAGGUCUAGAAAAUUCCCACCCAAGAUCAAAGAACUCAAAACUUUCGAAGCAGACCUGCUGGGCAUUAUACCAAACCUUAAGUUCCGUAUAUCUUCAUCCACCUUUCACACUACAACAGGCUCUUAG